AUGAAAUUAUUAUUAUCAAUUUUAUUCAUUGCAUUAUGUCUAUCGAUUGCAAAGGCAAGUGUACCAGAUGUUUCAAAUUCAUAUUUGGGAGCUGGUGAUCCUGGUGUUUCUCAUUUCCCAUCGUAUCUGGGUCUAAAGAUGCAUAUUCGUUGCUAUGCCAAUGUGACCACUGCCAAUCAAAACGGACCUAUUGCCUUAUUUGACGCCGGUCUUCCAUUCUUUUCGACUGCUUGGGUUUCCAUCAUUCCAUCGGUUCUCCAAAACAUGCCAGCCUGGAACAUUAGCAAAGCCUGCUUUAUGGACCGUUACGGAUACGGUUGGAGUGACGUUUCGCCAAUUCCAGUUAUUACUCAAGACUAUGUCAUGCGUCUCCAUGGUUCUCUCGCAGUUGCCGGUCUCACUGGAAAAUACAUCCUCGUUGGUUGGUCUUGGGGAUCGAUCUUUGUCCAAACCUUCUCGCUCACCUAUCCCAAAGAAGUAGUCGGAAUUUUGACAGUAGAUGGAACUGACAGUAAAUGGGGAUUGAUUCCAUCCAACCAACAAGCUGUACUAGUCUACACUGAUGUGAUGCGUGGAUACAUCAAUAUGAACAAUAUGGGUACUCUUGAACCAUUGGCUAGAUCUGGAUUAGUAUAUUCCUACUAUGGAUGGUUACCAAAUGAAUUGGUCUCUUCUGGAUACACUCCAUGUUCUCUCAACGCCUCUCAAGAAGUUCUACUUGACACUACCAACAAAUUCCUCAAGACCGCUCUCCAAGAGUACAACAUCAUGGUCAUCUCUUCUGCACUUCUCAACUUUACCUAUGCCAUCAAAGGUCCAAACCCACUCAAGGAUUUGCCAUACGUCAAUGUCUACAGUUCCUACGACACUGAUCCCGAAUGGACCACCCGUCAAACAUUCAUGGCUUCUCUCUCUUCCAACUCAUUGGCUGUUCAAUUCACAACUGGCCAUUUCUUUGUUUUCCAUAACCCAACUGCCAUUGUCUCUGGUCUAACUGCUCUUACCAACAAAAUUGCUACCAACCCUGCUCAACAAUGGGGUCAAGGUAAUGGUUUCUUUUACAACUAA
Molecule: messenger RNA, 1068 nt
Organism: Cavenderia fasciculata
Lineage: Eukaryota; Evosea; Eumycetozoa; Acytosteliales; Cavenderiaceae
Exons: 1
Coding region: 1-1068 (355 amino acids)
Source: RefSeq, a predicted model, not a curated record